ACUGCAGGGUUAGGUAUUGCUGUUAGUAGAAUGGUGUGUGAGGAUGAUGAUAUUGAUGAUUGUGAUAAAACUGUAUUUGACUGGUGUAAAGAUGGUAAUGUCGAUAAAGUUAAAACCUGUUUAAAUGAGAACACUCUUAAUGUAGAUAAAUUAGAUGAAGAGGGAAUGAGUUUGUUACACUGGGCCUGCGAUAGAGGUUUAUAUGAUAUGGUUGAAAUAUUAUUGCAAUAUAACGCUGAUAAAAAUUUACAAGACUCAGAUGGACAAUCACCUUUACAUUAU
Messenger RNA from Lottia gigantea (owl limpet), 282 nucleotides. RefSeq lists its product as hypothetical. The transcript is spliced from 2 exons. NCBI's taxonomy places the organism in Eukaryota, Metazoa, Mollusca, Gastropoda, Lottiidae. The record is from RefSeq and is a predicted model, not a curated record. Gene Ontology annotation, molecular function: fatty-acyl-CoA binding; protein binding. The annotation marks the transcript as partial.